CGCAGCGCGGCCGCGACGGCCCCGCCAUGAGCCGGAGGUAGCGGCGGCGGCGCUUUCCGCAGCCGCCGCCGCCCGCGUCGCCGCGGCGGCGGCCGGGCCCGCGAUGCCGAACCAGAAGGGCGGCAAGGGCAAGAAGAACAAGCGCGCCAACAGCAGCGGCGACGAGCAGGAGAACGGGGCGGCGGCGGGCGGUGGAGCCGCGGCGGCAGCAGGCAGCGGUGGCACGGCUGGCGGCGGAGCUGGAGCGGCGGCGGCGGGCGGCGGCAGCGGGGCGGGCGGCGGAGCGGGCGGCCCGGCGGCCGCAGGCGGCGCGGCGCCCGGAGACGUCAAGACCGAAGCUCCCUGUGCUACUCCACUGAUCUGUAGCUUUGGAAGGCCGGUGGACCUGGAGAAGGAUGACUACCAGAAGGUUAUAUGCAACAACGAGCAUUGUCCAUACAGCACCUGGAUGCACCUUCAGUGCUUCUAUGAGUGGGAAAGCAGUAUCCUUGUCCAGUUCAAUUGCAUUGGCAGAGCCAGGAGCUGGAAUGAAAAGCAGUGUCGCCAAAACAUGUGGACAAAGAAGGGCUAUGACCUAGCUUUUCGCUUUUGCUCCUGUCGGUGUGGGCAGGGUCAUUUAAAGAAGGACACUGACUGGUACCAAGUGAAGCGAAUGCAGGAUGAUAAGAAGAAAAAGUCCGUGUUGGAGAAGAAUAUGGGAAGGUCAAUGGCGGAGUCAGCAGAGGAGGCCAAAAAGGGCAGGCCAGCCAACAAGCCGCAGAAAGGCUUGAGUAAUGACAUCCAGCGAAGGCACUCGAUGGACCGGCAGAACUCCCAGGAGAAGGGUGUCAUGAGCGGCAGCUACGCCAUCCGUUCACCUUGUGUCUCUCCUGGCCAGUCCCCACCCACUGGCUACUCUAUUCUUGCCCCCACACAUUUCAGCGUCCCUCGUUCCUCCCGAUACCUAGGAGAGUUUCUGAAGAAUGCCAUUCACCUGGAGCCCCAUAAGAAGAACAUGGCCGGUGGGGGCAUGUUCAGGAACACGCAUUUUGAUUAUGGGGCAGCUGGCUUGCAAGCACAUAGGUCAGGACACUUCGAUGCCCCUGUGCAGUUUCUGAGAAGGCUCGAUCUGUCUGAGCUGCUUACUCACAUCCCCAGGCAUAAAUUGAAUACCUUUCAUGUGCGGAUGGAAGAUGAUGCCCAGGUGGGCCAAGGGGAGGACCUUCGGAAGUUCAUCCUUGCUGCUCUUAGUGCCAGCCACAGGAACGUUGUAAACUGUGCUCUAUGCCACAGGGCGCUGCCAGUGUUUGAACAGUUUCCGCUGGUGGACGGGACCCUGUUCCUUAGCCCAUCGAGACAUGAUGAGAUUGAAUAUGAUGUUCCCUGUCACCUUCAAGGAAGGCUUAUGCACCUUUAUGCUGUUUGCGUAGACUGCUUAGAAGGGGUUCACAAAAUUAUCUGCAUUAAGUGCAAGUCUCGAUGGGAUGGAAGCUGGCAUCAGCUGGGAACUAUGUAUACCUACGAUAUUCUGGCAGCAUCUCCCUGUUGUCAGGCUCGACUGAACUGUAAGCACUGUGGGAAGCCAGUAAUAGACGUACGGAUUGGCAUGCAGUAUUUCUCUGAAUACAGCAACGUCCAGCAGUGUCCCCACUGUGGAAAUCUAGACUACCACUUCGUGAAGCCAUUUUCUUCAUUUAAAGUUUUGGAGGCUUAUUGACGAAAGCUUUGCUUUAGUGAUAGCUAUUUUAUGGGUAUUUCAACUUUAUUACAUAUCUUUUUAUAGGAUUCAUUCUGUGAUGAAAUUUAAUUUUUUUUCUAACUGAAAGAGCAGCUUCUUUGUGUACAUAUUAAUAUGUAUAUAUACAUGUUGUUAAAACCAGAAUCCUCCUGACAAGAUCUCUGUGAAGGUUGGAGGCAAGCCAAUUUAAUGGCCUUUGAAUAUAUCCUGAGUGGGGGGUAAAGUUCAGCUAAAAAUGAUUUGGGUUUAUUUUUUUGUAUAAUUGUAAUACAGUUUAUAGAAAGGGUAUGGGGAGACAUACAGGACAGAGAAAUAUGUCCUGUUGGAAAGUGGGUAAUUGUGUAGGGGCUGUUGUCCCUCCAGCUUGGUGGAAAUGGGAAAUCCCUGGAAAGAAACCAUCCUGUUACUGUUGAAUUCCUUCAGCCUUUUCAUCGGUUCCCACGGGCACAGGAGCUGGCCCUGUGCUGCCAGUUGCCUGAGCAGGCUUGCUUUCAGAUUUCCUGAGAUGGAGUAAACUAAGGUAUCGUGACAAGUGAAUGUAAAUGUAUGCCAGAAAAUGCAAUAUUGAAAUGAAUUAUUUUUUUGGCAUAGUGUCUUCCUGCUGUAUGCAUUUGGUGUGUGUUGCCUUCACUGAUGGACCGUAGGGCAAUAGUGCUGCUUCCACUGGGGCUGUCAUUGUGUCCAGCCAGCUCAUCUGUCCAUACCAAAACAAGCUGGAGGUCUUAAAAUGCUUUAUUUAAAGGUGUUUCUUCACAGCCAUUUUUUGGGGGGAACAGGCUGAGCCGAAUGGGGAUGUGUUUGUAUGUGUCUGCUGGGGCUGGGGCUUUGCUGCCUACUGCAGACUGCUGUGGCUGGUGUGGAAGGACCAUGAAGCAGGAUCUGGGCUGUCAGACCCGCAAGAGCUGAGAGGUACUGAAUACAAAAUACAGCAUCGCUUUUUAUAACAAUUAGUUUCUGCACCUUUGUCUUCCAAAAUGGCAUUAAGUCCAGGAUGUAAAAACUCGGAGACUAUGCAGACUUGGCAUAUUACUGUCUAUAUGCCUGUGUGCUGUAUGAAAUAGACUAUGCAUUAGUCAGUGAAUUUGUAUCAGAGGGCUUGGCUCUGUAGACUCUGCGGUUGUUGUAGACUGCAGUUGUUGUUUCUUGGUUCCCAUUUCUUCCUUCCUUAAAUAAAAUUUUUAAAAUAGGUCAUCAAUCUUUUGCUUGGUUUCUCGAGGCUAUUGAGAUUUACAGGAGAGUUGGGGUUUUUUUUGCUUUUCUCCGUAGUGUGUUUAUGGAGCGUUUGUCCACUUGAGAGGUGUGGGGUUUGUUUCUAUUUACAAGGUAGGAUUUUUUGUUCCUUCUGAAGUUAUUUUGUUUUUUUCCAAAUACAAAUCUUUUAAAAGAGUGUAUCUGUUGAAAUCAUGAUCCUGAAAAUGGCCCUAAUACUCUGCCAACCCUGGGAAAGAAAACAAAAAAGUCAGAUGCCAAACAAGUGCUUCAUAUGCUGGUCUGAGAAUUAUGUUUUCUGCUAAGUUAAGAAAUUGAUGUGCUUAUAAAACUAGAACUGAAUAUCCAUGUUUCUUUGUGCAUAAAAAUGCCAAGUUCACAGUUUUAUUUCCUGGAGUCUUCACUGCAGAAUUAGCUCCUUCUAGUGUUAGCCACUCUUCUAGUAAUACUCAAGCUGCACAGAGGGCUUAUGUUAGUACAGAUGACUUACUGCUAACUUGAGUGGUAAUGUCCUUAGAAGCCAGCCAGCAGAUGUUAAUGGUAUUCUCGUCUGGACUGUCUGUCUUGUACAGUUACACAGCCUAGUUAGCUGUGCAGUCAGAUUUCCCAUAUGGAGAACAACCAUAAUUUGAAUUAACUGCUUGAGGAGGAUGAGCCCUUUAGCUUUGGUGCAUUGAGCAACCUGAUGGAGUUAGGGUGGCUAAUAAGGUUUGGAGUCGUGUUGCCUGGCAGUACCAUGAGAACCAGACCAAAUGGACAAUGGGUAGACUGUUCGAGCAGUCUGAAAUCACACAGCAAAGACAGCUUCUGUAAUGAGAAAAACUAAAGGAUACAUCUGUUACUGUAGUGUUUGUUCUUGAGUGCCAGUCACUCAUGCUGUGAGUCUAGGGUGUUAAUUCCCACAUGGGCUACAUGGUGCUCUGUAUCCACUUUUUAUGCACUUGAAGAGGGGAGGUGCCAUGGUACAAUGCACGCAGUAGGGGAGAUGUGGCAUCUGGAGUCUUUCUAAAUACUUGUUUAUUUGGUUUCCUUAGAGUAGCUUAAUUUAUCAUUCUGUUUUUUAAGUACUUAGAUGCCUCUCCAGACGUGUGUGUGACAAUCGAGAAUGAGUAGACAUGGAAAAAAGGAAUUUGGCUAGCUUUAAAAACACAAUUGUGUGCAAGGUUGCACAGGAUAUUCAGGUCAAAGCAAAGAACGCAGCAGAGUGAGAAAAUGGGAAGGGGUAAGCAUAUUUAAAGUCUUAACAGUGACAAGGACUUAUGUACAAAUUCAUCCAAGAAAACCAUUUGGUUCUCCAUCAGCUUUUCCUUUUAAUUCUGCUGUUCACUGAAUCUUGUCUACCACUGGAGGAAAUGCCUGUUUUCUUCCAAAACACAUCUCUCCACUGGAGGCUAGCAGCACUCAUAGCACUGUAAAAAUUAUCCUCGAUGGAAACCAGCUGAGCUAUGGAAAGAUUCCUCUGAGCUUUCACUCUAAAGUAAAUUGUAGAGAAUGCUUUCCCUGCUUUUUGCUGGUACUGAAAACUGGUCUUCGGUUACUGCAAAAUGCAGUAUUUUCCAUAACAUGCAUCAGAUGUCAGUGAAGCAGUCAGGCCCACCCUUUGGCCAUGAGAGCUUCAGCUGGGCUUUGCAUAAGUGGAAAGGCAAAGGUAACUUUUUUGGGACCUAAUAGCUACUUCUGAGUUUAAACUAGACUGCAGUUGAUUUGCUUUCUGCCUUGAUGAGCACUGGAAGUUGUCAUGAUCUUUUAAAUGUGUCAAAAGGGAAAUGAUUUCCCUGGCUCCUUGCUUAGCUUAUUUGGCUAAAGUUUAUUCUUCAUUACCUUUCAUUUUUCUGAUACUGUGUAGGUUUUUUUAAUCUGGCCUGUGAUCAGAUUAAAUUGCGCCUGAAAUACGGUUUGUAAAAGAGAAUACAGUCCUCUGGAUUUGGAGGUUCAUUCUACUCUUCAUUAGUGCACGAUGCUCCUUGAGAUAGUAAUAGGAGUUGCAUGUGCAAAUGCUUUUCUUUCCAGUAGUUAACUGUUUUCCAUAGGAGAGGCUUGCAUUUAGAUAGACUUCAUGUUUUGGAUGUAUAAAAAUGAAUUAAUCCAUCAGUGGGGUGUUUAAAAUUAAAUUUUGGUAACCAUAACUAACAUGAUGGACAUCUUUCACAUGCUCAUGUGUAAUUUGACAUCUACCAAACUGAACAGCCUGAAAUUCUUGUUCUGCCUAAUGCUGCAGAGUCAUUAGAACUACAGUAUUCUAUAGCUAGCCCAUAGACUAUCCUAUAGUCUAUUUCCAUUGACAUCUCCAGUAGUAAGCAUUGUAUUCCUUAUGAAUUUAGUUGGGAAAACAGGGACUAUUCCUACAAGGGAGGCAUCUAGUCCAGUUUCUUUUCUCUUUUUCUCCUUUUUUUUUUUUUUUUCCUUUUUUUCUUUGUUCUUUCCCAUGUACUCUUCAUUUUGCUGUACUAGGUAACUGAGAACAAACAUGUUGUAAGGUCACUGGUGAGAAAACCCCUCACAAAUAUACUUGUCCAUAAAGGUUUCUUGUUGAGACAUUCUUUGCACUUUUGCAGGUGGGAGAAUAUGUACAUAGCAAAUGAAUGUUGAUGAAAUUAAAAUAAUUGGUUAUUAUAUCAUUUGCGUGUGUUGUUAGAGAAUAUUUUGUUGUGACUUCUCUGUAUUAAAAAGUAAUAAAUACCAGACAGCUAA
Molecule: messenger RNA, 5617 nt
Organism: Neopsephotus bourkii (Bourke's parrot)
Lineage: Eukaryota; Metazoa; Chordata; Aves; Psittaciformes; Psittacidae
Gene: HECA
Product: hdc homolog, cell cycle regulator
Exons: 4
Coding region: 104-1696 (530 amino acids)
Source: RefSeq, a predicted model, not a curated record